AUGUCCGCCAAAAGGGAUUCCACACAGUUCGACCGAGGCGACCUCUCGUUCAUUAUUGUGGCAGGCGCCAUGGUAUCCUUCAUGAUCCCAGGUCUUGCCUUCCUCUACUCUGGUCUAUCUAGGCGAAAGUCCGCCCUUUCCCUCAUCUGGAUUGUCUCGGCCAGCAACGCCAUCUGCAUCUUCCAAUGGUACUUCUGGGGCUACUCGCUCGCCUUUUCGCCUACCGCAACCAGUGGAUUUAUUGGAAACCUGGAUAAUUUCGGAUUGAUCAAUGUCCUGGACCAACCAUCCCCAGGUUCCCCCUUGAUCCCAUCUCUACUCUAUAGCUUCUAUCAAAUGGAGUUUGCAUGUGUGACGGUAGCAAUCUUGGUUGGUGGAAUUGCCGAACGUGGCAGGGUUCUCCCCGCAGCCGUCUUCACCUUCUUCUGGCUGACUCUGGUGUACUGUCCUCUUGCUUGUUGGGCAUGGAACUCCGGUGGUUGGGGCUUUACCUGGGGCGUUCUAGACUACGCAGGGGGAGGUCCUGUUGAGAUUGGCAGUGGUGUCGGAGGACUCGCCUACGCAUGGGUUCUCGGACGUAGACAUGAAAAGGAGCUCCUCAAUUUCAGACCUCACAAUGUUUCCAUGGUCAAUCUAGGCACCUUCAUUCUGUGGUUUGGUUGGUUGGGGUUCAACGCCGGUAGCUCUUUUGGCGCCAACCUUCGUGCUGUCAUGGCUGCUUGGAACUCUAUGCUAGCCGCUGCGUUUGGAGGUAUCGUCUGGUGCUUGUUGGAUUACCGGCUGGAACGCAAGUAUAGUAUGGUUGGCUUCUGUUCCGGGACGAUCGCUGGUUUAGUUGCAGCCACCCCUGCCUCCGGAUACAUUCCCCCAUGGGCUGCCAUUGUCAUGGGUAUUGUCACUGGCGCUGUUUGUAACUACGCCACCAAGUUAAAGUUCCUUUUCCGCAUCGAUGAUGCUCUGGAUCUUUUCGCUGAGCACGCCGUCGGUGGGAUUAUUGGCCUUCUCAUGAACGGUCUCUUUGGCUCGCAUACGAUUACCGCUCUUGAUGGUGUAAACACGAGCGUUCUAGGUGGUUGGAUAGACCACAACUGGAAGCAGCUCUACAUUCAGUUUGCCUACGUUUGUGCAGCGUGCAGCUACACCUUCGUCGUGACGGCCAUCAUCGCCAAGAUAAUCGAUAUGAUCCCCGGCUUGCACCUGCGCACUCCUCCAGAGGGCGAGUCCCUCGGCAUUGACGAAGUAGAGAUCGGAGAAUUUGCGAACGAUUACAUCGAAGUUCGCAGAGAUUACAAGGACUGGACGCCCCCGUCCCAAGACCGCUUCAGCACUCCGAGCUCGGAGCCUGCCUCAGACUCGACCGUGGCCGCUGGCGACCGCCAUGGCCAACCCGAUCAAGCCUACAAGGAUCGACAUGCUCUCAGACCGGAGUCCAACGGUCUCGAUACCAUCAGCGAGAAACCCAGCGAAAACCACGAAGGUCAUGUAGCUGUGGAGGAGCUCUCAUGA
Molecule: messenger RNA, 1506 nt
Organism: Coniophora puteana RWD-64-598 SS2
Lineage: Eukaryota; Fungi; Basidiomycota; Agaricomycetes; Boletales; Coniophoraceae
Product: ammonium transporter
Exons: 7
Coding region: 1-1506 (501 amino acids)
Biological process (GO): ammonium transmembrane transport
Cellular component (GO): plasma membrane
Molecular function (GO): ammonium channel activity
Source: RefSeq, a predicted model, not a curated record